Messenger RNA from Colossoma macropomum (tambaqui), 5511 nucleotides. RefSeq names its product zinc finger E-box binding homeobox 1b (gene zeb1b). Lineage: Eukaryota; Metazoa; Chordata; Actinopteri; Characiformes; Serrasalmidae. Bases 92 to 3436 code for a protein of 1114 amino acids. Gene Ontology annotation, biological process: anatomical structure development; regulation of transcription by RNA polymerase II. The record is from RefSeq and is a predicted model, not a curated record. The transcript has 8 exons. Gene Ontology annotation, molecular function: RNA polymerase II cis-regulatory region sequence-specific DNA binding; DNA-binding transcription factor activity, RNA polymerase II-specific.
GGAGGGAGGUGUGUGGAGCGGAGGGGAGGUGUGGGGGCGAGAGGAGGUGACUCUCCGGCAAGCAUUUACACACACACACAGCGAAAGGAUCAUGGCGGAUGGCCCCAGGUGUAAGCGCAGAAAGCAGGCGAACCCGCGGCGAACGAGCGUGAGUAACUACAGCCAUGUACUAGAAGGUCAGUCAGACUCUGAUGAUGAGGAUAAGCUUCACAUCGUGGAAGAAGAGGGGAGCCCCCUGGAUGGAGCUGAUGGAGACAGCGUGGCCCAUGACGACGACCCCAACGGCCCUGAAGACAGAUGGGAUGAAGUGAAAGAAGAGUGUGUGUCAGAAGAGGAUGAGAGGAGUAGGGAUGCUCUGGUUGAGGAGAUGCUUCAGCAGGGAGACACAGCAGUCAUUUUUCCAGAGGCACCAGAGGACGAACCUCGCCAGGGCACACCAGAGACCAGCGGCCAUGAUGAGAACGGCACACCCGAUGCGUUCUCCCAGCUCCUCACCUGUCCAUACUGCUCUCGCGGCUACAAGCGCUACACGUCUCUGAAGGAGCACAUAAAGUACAGGCACGAGAAGAGUGAGGAUAACUUCAGCUGCUCACUCUGCAGCUACACCUUCGCCUACCGCACCCAGCUCGACCGGCACAUGACCGCACACAAAGCAGACAGAGAUCAGCGGCAUGUAACCCAAACAGGGGGUGGAGGAAACCGUAAGUUUAAAUGCACUGAAUGUGGCAAAGCCUUCAAAUACAAGCACCACCUGAAAGAACACCUGCGCAUCCACAGUGGAGAGAAGCCAUACGAGUGCUCUAACUGUAAGAAGCGUUUUUCCCACUCCGGUUCCUACAGUUCCCACAUAAGCAGCAAGAAAUGCAUCGGCCUCAUCUCCGUCAACGGUCGGCCGCGGCCUUCCCCGGCCACAGGUGGCGCCAAAACCCCUCAGUGCCCUUCUCCAUCCCUGCCCUCCUCCCCUGCCACUGCACGCACUCAGCUCAGAGACAAACUGGACCACAGUAAGCCCUUACAGGAGCAGCUCCCACUCACACAGAUCAAGUCUGAGCCACAGGACUAUGAGUACAAGCCUGUGGUGGUGGCCCCAGCUGCUGGAGGAGUGAAUGGGGUUUUCCAGGGCGGAGCAGCAGCCCCUCUGCAGGGGGCGGUGCAGGCUGUGGUUCUGCCAACUGUGGGCCUGGUCUCGCCAAUCAGCAUCAACCUGGGUGACCUGCAGAAUAUGCUAAAGGUGGCGGUGGAUGGGAACGUGAUCAGGCAGAUGCUGGAGAACGCUCAGACCAAAGGCCAGCCCGCAGGCGCUGGGAGAGUGGCUAUAGCCCAGGCUCCACAGCAAGUUAUCCAAGCCAUUAGUCUUCCAAUAGUGGACCAGGACGGAACGGCCAAAAUUAUCAUCAACUACAGCCUGGAUCCAUCACAGGCCCAGGCAGCCCUACAGAACUUGAAGAAAGAGCCUGUGGGAAAGAACACUGAUGCCUGCAAGGCUGAGAGACUGCCUGAGGACCUGACAGUCAAAAGCAAGACAAGCAGGGACAAAACCACCAUCACUGUGGGUGAGGAGAAGCAGCAAGAGAAGGGACGUGAUGCAGCAUCCAAACACUGUGGCAAAGAAGGACAGCAGAUUAAUGGGACGCACCUGGAGGAGAAAACUGAAGCAGAUAUUGGACUGUGUCCUGGGCAGCCACCACUAAAGAACCUCCUGUCACUGCUCAAGGCUUACUUUGCCUUAAACGCUGAGCCCACCAAGGAGGAGCUGGCCAAGAUCUCAGAGUCGGUCAGCCUUCCUACCGAAGUGGUCAGGAAGUGGUUUGAGAAGAUGCAGUCUGGGCAGAUUCCUGUGGAAUCGUCCUCUCCUGCACCGCAGGACGAGCAGGACGCUGGUGGAGACACUGACGGAACACCAGAGGAAAUCCUCAAGUCUACCCUGGAGCAGGAUGAGGAAAGGAGCCCGGAAGAGCAGGAGAACAAACUUCAUAGCCCAGCAGAGGGAGCUACAGCUGGGACCAAUGGGACAGAAAGUGGCUCAGCAUCCCCUUCACCACUAAACCUAUCCGCAGACGGGCCCGUCCCAGCCCGAACCGCAGAGGAGGGUGAGGGACCCCUUGAUUUGUCCCUCCCUAAAUCCGCAGCUGCAGCUAAUGCGGCUGGCGCUCACGCUAACACUGUUUACUCGGCUCAGGAUGAGCCACUGAACUUGACUUGCACAAAGAAGGAAGCGCUGGGCAAUGCAAGCGCCGGUGCUGCAGUCUAUGCCAGCCAAACAAGUGCCAAUCCCAUUAACAUUGUGACCACUCAACUGCCCACGCUGGUGGCUAUCACCGAGCAGGGCCAUGGGCAGUGUCUGCGUGCCCUCACCACCACUAAACAGACCAUCCUGAUUCCACAGCUGGCCUACACCUACACCACUACAGCCUCCAGCCCAGCAGGGGGCGACACACAACAGAAGACCAUACUGCAGGUCAACGGCAUCAAGGAAGAGAAGCAGGAGAGCAGUUCAGAGGUGGCUACUGUAUUGGAGGAGCAGACAGACUCCGACUCCGGCCCAGUGAGGAAGAAGAUGAAGAAGACUGAAAAUGGCCUGUAUGCCUGCGACCUGUGUGACAAAAUCUUCCAGAAGAGCAGCUCACUGCUUCGACAUAAAUACGAACACACAGGUAAACGGCCUCACGAAUGUGGCAUCUGCAGCAAAGCUUUCAAACACAAGCACCACCUGAUCGAGCACUUGCGUCUGCACUCAGGAGAAAAGCCGUACCAGUGCGAUAAGUGCGGCAAACGCUUCUCUCACUCGGGCUCGUACUCGCAGCACAUGAACCACCGCUACUCCUACUGCAAGAAGGAGGCCCAUGGGCAGGGCAUGGCGCAGAGCACCGAGGAGGAGGAGAACCACAAUGAAGAACAGCCUCGGCCUGAGAGCACUGCAGCGUCACCUCCAUCACAGCUGGACUCGGACGAGCGAGGGAGCAGCGCCAGAGAGGAUGAGGAGAGCGAAGAGGAGGAGGAGAUGGGCUCUGGCAGCGUGGUGGACGAGGACGAGAUCCAGGUGGUCAGGAUCGGGGAGGAAGGAGGAGAGGAUGAGGAGGAGGAGGAAGAAGAGGAGAGGAUGGAGGAGACGGAGGGAGGAGCCGAGGAACACGUCAGGGAAAACGGAAGACAAGAGGAGACGGUGGAAACACUAGAAGAAGGACAAGGAGAGGGAGAGAAAGAUGGAGAGAUGAUGAAGGUUGUGGUGAUGCAGGUGUGCGAGGAAGAGGAGGAUAACGAAAGAGCAGAAGAACAAAUGGAAAACGCAGAGCCGAUGGACACGCAGGAGAACGAGGAGCAGGAACAAGCAGGGGAUGCAGGAGAGAAGGAUGAAGGUGAGGAGAAAGGAGAACUUGUGAAGGAGAACGGUGCAAAUGAAGGAAACACAUCCAGCGAAAAUGGAGAUGUGAAAUGAAGAGGAAAAGAUAAACAGCUGGGCUUUUGUCGCCCCCAUCCUUUGCUACAUCGUUUUACAAAUGUUACUAAUUUGAAGGAACAAAGACUGCAGAUGCCGUCUCUUCCAGAGUAUUGACUGUGCAGUAAUGAAGAGAGGAGGAGGAGGAGGAGGAGGAGAGGAGCGCUGGAGCGCUGACGCUGCAUUUUAGCCCACUACUGUGUAUAAAAUCCCCUGGUGUGCCUGAUAAUACGAAACAAAACUAGUUGCUUUUCCAGUGUUUAUGAAUAUGGUUUGUAUAAAUACAAAGUUUAACAAACAAAAAUUGACGCAUAUACGGACUGAAAGCUAGACACGUUUUAGCUAAUAAUGUUUUAUUACUAAAACACCUUGGGUCAAUUUCUUUUUAUCAGUGUUACUAAUUUUUUGUCACUCUUGUUUAAACCUUAAAAAGCUGUACAGUUGGGAGAGAGAUUUCUAUAUGUUUUUAUUGCCAAUGAACAAAACUCAGUAUUUUAUUGCAUUUGAAGGAAAAAAAAAAAAAUCCUGUGCACUACCAUUCUCCCAGUUUACCGAUGGAUCACCUCUGUGGGCCUUGCGUUGUUUAUUGUCUACCUUUCAGUAUUAGCACUCUAGAGCUAACCCCUAUGCCAUGCUAGCCUGUGCUAGCUCAACAUUUACCUGUCUGUUUUGUUUUUGAAGUGGUCUGUGAGCCUUAAAUGUGUAAAAAAAAAAAAAAGACAAAAAAAGAUUUACACGGGUUUGGUGGGGUGGCAGGGUGGUAGUAACCUAAUCUUAAAUCCAAAAUAAACGUUUUGAGAACUGAUAUUUCUGAGAAAACCCCCAGAUUUGGGGUACAAGAUUUCACACGAGUCAAAAGUUCACUCUUCAGUCUGUGACCUCCCACCCUCCCUUAUGCAAAAGCAUGCAUGUUGAAGUGCCAUUUGACAGCGCUCUCGCCGUUCUCAGACACACUUACCAGGCAGCAUGUUAACCUGUGGGCUGGCGCUGUCUUUAAUGUGGUAGCAAAUCUAAACCCCUGAACCUGAACCACUAGUCCUAACCAAAGGACAAGACUGCCUCUUUUCUAACACAUUCAUGUAGUCUAUCAUCAAUUCAGGAGAAGCAAUCAAAGGACAAAAAAGAAAAGUUCAGUUUCUUUACCAGCCUUGAAGUGUUUAUCUUUUUUUUUUCCCCGUUUGGUGCACUUCUUUAUCUGAUUAGCUGCACAUAAACCUUUUCUUCAGGUAACAAAUAUAAGCAAAUAUGAACCCACAAUUACCUUCACCUGUAGAUUUUUUUCUACUUUUAUAACAGUCAGUAUUAAUUUUUGUCUUUUCUGUUUGUUUUGUUGUUUGUUUGUUUUUCAGUGAAACAUUGUGUAUUGUUUGUUUGCAGUCAUGGCAGUAUUAUUCCUCACCCCCCUCACCAGUAUAACUUUUGUUUAGUUUUAGAGACCUUUUAUAUUUAUGUGUCUUAUUUUUAUAUUUUUCUUUAUGGUUAUUUAUUACACAAUGUAGUGUACAAUAUUGUAGUUUGUAUUAAUACAAUAAUAUAUUUUAGUAUGAAGAAUAAUUUCGAAGAUAAAUGAAUACAAAGCUGGGGAAGAAACUCUAGCAUUUCAAAGUGUUUUAAAAUAGAAAAAGUAUUAUUUUCAAAUUUUCAAUUAUUUGAAAAAAUUAAAAAAAAAAAAGAAAUAAAAUAAAAAAAAAGACCACCCAAUGAAGGAUUUGACCUUUAUCUUCUCACGUUGCUCAUUCUCAUGUUACUGUCUCUUCCCCCACUAGACUUCGAGGCUACUGAACAUUGAUAAACGAAUUGUAUGCUAUACACGCAUGAGUCUUUGCUGUUGUACUGAAGGAUUGUCCUUAACCAUGAAACUGUGCUGCCCUUUUUACGAAGCCAAAAUGUUGUUAAUGUCAAUUUUAUGUUUUAUUUUGUGCCAAUGUGUUUUUUGUUCGUCUACGUCAAGGCCACAACUUGUUUUAUAUGUCCCUGUUUUAAUCUAUGGUUAUGUAUUUUUUUUUAUAGAUAGGUUUUUUUGUUUGUUUGUUUUUUUAUGGCUCCCCAUCUCACAAUAAAAUACAUCAAGAAUU